GGCAGAAAAGCAAAGGAGCAGAGCGAGUGCAGAGGCUGCAUUCCAUCUAGAGAUUCUUAAGAUUAGGAGGACUGGUAUCUAAAGUGGGUCAUCAAGAAAACAAACAUGAGAACGCCUGCAAAUCUUUUUCAGUUUUCUUAUGAAAAUGUGGCAAAUGUUUCUAAAGAAAAAAGACUUCUUCACGUGACACUUUCUCACUGUUUUGGAGCAUGAUUGUCUGAGCUAUUACAGGUGUAUUGUAUUACACUCUUUGGACACUUGUUCUUAGAAGAUACUCCCCACUGUGCAAAAAAAGAUCCCACUGAAGUACAUUUUCAUGAUUGCAGACGAUGAGUAACUAGAGAUGCAGGUGACCAUGCAGGAAUGCUGAGACAACUCAAAAUGGUUUCCAGGACACCCCAGGUUCCUUUCUUGAUAAGCACUCUGAGUCUCUGUGCAGUCCUUGUACCCUUCGCUGCAGCUAAACCCCACAACAGCACCCUCAUCUACCACAACAACAACAACAGCAUCCGCAACUGCAGCUGCGCCUCCAGGGUCGAGGACUGCAACAAAGCCCAGGCCAACAUGCUGUGCAGCUGCAGGACCGUCCCUCUGUCCAGCAUCGCAGGCAGCACAGGGUUUACCUAUCAGGGGGGGCUGACAGUUUGGCUGAAAGACCCAUGGAUACUCAGACUGCUGGUUAACUACAGUUCUGUGCCUGAUCUCAGGCUUGCCGCAUGUGGGGUCAAUCCCCUCCUCCCAGAGUACCUGACCGUGUUUGGUUUAAAGAGGUUGAAGAUAUACAAUAGCGCCAAGGGGGUGGAGUUCCCAGAGCAAGGCCUCAGCAUAGAAGGUUUGGAGAAAGCUAGAGGCAAACAAAGACCAUUGCCUAAAGAGACCCCACACAUAUCCUUCAUGGUUUCUUUUCUGGACCUAGCCCUACUUAACGGUGGCUCUUCUCUGAAAGCCUACAGUGUGAAAAAUCUCCCCAGCAUUGGGGGAUAUUUCCCAAACCUCCUCUUCCCCAGCCCCUUUGAGCCAGCUGACAGCCAACAUUGCCUAGUCACCUUCAUCUACUAACAUUAAACUAAUAAUUAUUAGAAUAAAAAAAUGGUUUAUGGAUCACAAGCUGAUUUUUUAGAAAGGCUAUCAAUAACCAGAUGAUAUGUGUCCAUUAACAUAAAUGAUGUGCGUUUUCUGUAAAGCAGGUAUGAAGAAUAUUCUAUAUUUCACCCUAAUGACUAAAUGAUGGUUCAAAUUAAUAUUCAGUGUUUAGAGAAGGGAAUUGCUAAUAUUUAAAAAAUCACUAUAAAUGUACUAAAAAUAACAAACAUUAAAAAAAAACCUGUUAAACCAACCUGCAUGUAUACAUGCUGUACAAUACUGUAUAGUAAUAAUGUAAUGGAGCUAAUUUAAUUAAUCCAGCUGUUGUAGAGCUAGCUGAGCAGUGGCAUUCACAAGCAAUAGGAUUCUCAUCACAGCUUUUCACCAGAUCCCAAAAAAACAUAAAGAUUGUUAUGGCAAUACAUUUUAGUGUUUACCUCAGUGAUAUUAACAGUUGUAAGUAGACUGUAACAACAAACCUCAUGCCUGGCACAUCUAUCAGUGAAGGUUCGAGUAGACACAGUGAUCUUACUUUGCUCAUAAUAGCUUUCAGUUGCCGAUAUGUGUUUACUG
Polyodon spathula (Mississippi paddlefish) is the source of this 1656-nucleotide messenger RNA. RefSeq lists its product as uncharacterized. The coding region runs from base 364 to 1059 and encodes 231 amino acids. Lineage: Eukaryota; Metazoa; Chordata; Actinopteri; Acipenseriformes; Polyodontidae. The record is from RefSeq and is a predicted model, not a curated record. The transcript is spliced from 3 exons.